AUCGUAUGGCAAAGGAUAACACAUCCCCUCCCCUCCCCCUUUUUUUUAACCAGCCCUUUUUCUUUCUUUUUCAUUCGACUGAGCAAGUGAAUGACUCGAUGGACAAAUUAAAGGAAUUGAGUUCCAAGGCUGAAGACCUUAUUGAUCGCGUUGGGCAACCAUUGAAACCCCAUAUUCCCCUCAUUGCCCGAUUCCUCAUUGUCGCUACGUUUCUGGAAGACACACUCCGUAUUUUCACACAAUGGUCUGAUCAAGUUCAGUUCAUGCAAGACUUUCGACACUUUCCAAAAGGCUUGAGCCAUCUUUUCCUCGGCCUGAAUAUCAUCACCAUGAUGGCAUGCUCGGGUUUGAUUAUUGUCAAGAGAUACCAAGAAUAUGCUGUCUAUGGAUUACUGGGAGUUGUCAUUGCCCAAGGUCUAGGUUAUGGAUUGAUAUUCAAUUUAUCAUUUUUCUUGCGAAAUCUAUCGGUGAUGGGCGGUCUUCUCAUGGUAUUGUCGGACGCACUUCCCAAAGGGAAGCAAAUGUUUGCUGCUCUUCCACAAUUGUCAGAGAGCAAUCGGCGUACUUAUCUACAACUCGCGGGACGAAUUCUACUGAUCUUUUUGUUUGUUGGAUCCGCGUUUCAUGGUGAAUGGUCAUGGAUGCGCGUCUUUGUGUCAGUGUAUGGUCUCGUUGCAUGCGUCAUGGUCGCGGUGGGUUUCAAGGCCAAAUGGUCGGCGAUGUUUCUGGUUCUCUUUCUCUCGGUAUUCAACAUUUUUAUCAACAACUUUUGGUCGGUCACACAUACCCAUCUCAAGCGCGACUUUUUAAAGUACGAUUUCUUUCAAACUUUAUCCACUGUGGGAGGAUUUUUGCUUUUGGUCAGCACAGGCCCUGGUCUUUAUUCGGUAGAUGAGAAAAAGAAGGCGUUUUAAGUAGCUUGACCUAGUUGUACUGCUCCAUGUCAAAAAUAUCACAAAAAAUUUAAAAUAUAUCAACAUAUGAUUCCUCUCAAGUAAACCUUGAAAAGAAAAAUGAUAGGAUUUAGCCUCUAAAAUGUGAAUCCACAUCCUUGAUACUAUUGUCAUUUGUCAAUGUUCUUUUAGAAUGGGUGAGUGAUUGGUGGUGGUUCCAGAGCAAGUCUGAUUUUGUUGGUACCGUUGCCGAGCGUCUCGUAUUUAUGUGUGAAUUUGUAGUCAUAUUUCACUUGGAUAUCUGGCAAAAAAAAAAAUCAUGUAGAUCAGCACUAUAUUAUGCAGGU
Messenger RNA from Radiomyces spectabilis, 1240 nucleotides. RefSeq names its product SURF4 family-domain-containing protein. Bases 6 to 914 code for a protein of 302 amino acids. Gene Ontology annotation, cellular component: endoplasmic reticulum; endoplasmic reticulum-Golgi intermediate compartment; membrane. NCBI's taxonomy places the organism in Eukaryota, Fungi, Mucoromycota, Mucoromycetes, Mucorales, Radiomycetaceae. Gene Ontology annotation, biological process: Golgi organization. The transcript has 3 exons. The record is from RefSeq and is a predicted model, not a curated record.